AAUCUCAAAAAAAAAAUUAUUUUCAUUGAAGCCAACUAUGUAAGGGAGAUAUAAAGAUGAUGUAAUGAUACGAGUUUAACCAAUCUAAGUCCAUCCAUCUAACACGAAAAAUUUGAAUACUAAACUAUAUAUAUGAUUGAAUCUGAAGAAAGCUCAAAACAGAGCAAAACAUGGGAAGAGAUAUACAAACCGAUUCGAGAUCUGGAGAUGAAGAAGAUCUCCGUAGACAAUAAGAAAUCAAUCACAUUCCAAAAAUUAGCAAUCUUCAUCUCUCAUACCUGACACGGAGAAAUCAAUCAAGCAGCUGCGGAAGGAAUCAUCCCAGCUUUCCUCGCAUACGCAAUGAUACCACCAGCAUCAACCACAGGCCCGACAUCACCAAUCGCCUUAAGCCUAUACUCCUUCCCCGUCAUAUGAUUAAUCAAAACAUUCUCCCCUUCCCUUAAGAUCCUUGCGUACGACUGCGCCACCACCGCCUUUUGUAACCCUAAUCUAACAUCUCAGCACGAGAAUUGCGCUUCUCCUCUUCGGUUAGCUUCACCGAAACUCCAAACCUCUCAGCAUGUCGAAUCUUCUUCUGAACAUCAUCCACCGGAGAAGAUACAUCAUCCACUGCCGCCGACGAUCCAACAGCCUUGGUGUCAGGUUCUUCUUUCUUCUCACCAGAAACAACAGAGAGAGCCGGAGUCAUCGACCUUUCGCGAGAGAAGGAGAGAAGUUGAUCCGUCGAGAGAGAGAGAGAAAGAAACGUGAAUGUUUGAUGCCACGUGUUCCUAAGGACACAACCAAAAAAGUUCUUAACCGGAGACUUUCAUCUUUCGUCCCAAGCAUUAUUAGGCCUUUUUCAUUUAAUUUAAAUCCCAAAAAUGCUAAGAUAUCGGUCCAGGGACACCGAUCAUGCUCUUAGGGUUAAAUCGACAAGUAAGGUAAAUUCAAGUUUGUAAUUGACGGUUGGCUCAUGGGUCAUGAUCAGGGUCAAAAUCAUACAUUAUACGUUCAAUAAUACACUAUCAUCAUUUCAAGAAUUUUGGAGAAGAUACAUAAAACCAUGCAAAGCCCACUACACGUGUAGGCCCAGAGUUAAAACAAAUCGGAAAAGGUCAAAAGUCAACAACAACUUUAUUCGUUCCUUCCUCUCCACAAGUUUAAACGACGUCGCUCAAACCCUGUUGUUUCCUAUAAACACUCACGUUUAAUCCUCUCCCUCAUAAAAUCAUUCACAACUUGCAUUAGUAACCAAUACUGUUACUUUCAACAAUGAGAAACUUAUGUUGUGUCGCCAAAACGUCGUCGGAUCAUCAACCUCCACUGACUUUAACGCCACGCCAGAGUUUGGAAUCGGCGGCUGUCUACGGAAUCAUCGAAUCUGCGGCCGACGUAAUCGAGAGAUGGAACACAGAGACAUCCACUUACGCCAAAGUCACUUCCAUGUUCUACGAGAACAAACAAGAAGCCAUGGUGUUCAUCGACCGAGUGAAAGACCUUCAGAAGACGAUGGACCUGCUCGUGAGCGAGGAUGCAAACUCUGAGAGGCUCGUGAGAGCUCAGAGACUGAUGGAGAUCGCUAUGAAGAGGCUCCAAAAGGAGUUUUACCAGAUCCUCUCCAUGAACCGUGCUUACCUCGAUCCAGAAUCAGUCUCCACACGAUCAUCACUCACCUCAGAGAGAUCUAGCAACUCAGAUUUUAUAGAAGACGAAGAUUCACACACGGGAGGUGACUCAAUCGUCGAAGUAGAAGAGGCUUCUAGUAACGUCAUGACGGAGCUAAGAUCCAUCGCUGAGUGCAUGAUCGGUUCUGGCUACGCGAAGGAGUGUAUAAGCAUAUACAAAAGCAUCAGAAAGUCUAUCAUCGACGAAGGUGUUUACCGUCUCGAAGUAGAGAAAAUAACCACGGCGAAAGCGAAGAGAAUGUCAUGGGAGGAGAUUGAGUUAAAUAUCAGAAGCUGGUUAGAGGCGGUGAAAGUCUCCAUGGAGACACUCUUCAAAGGAGAGAAGAUUCUCUGCGAUCACGUCUUCGGAGCUUCUGAUUCUAUUAGAGAGUCUUGCUUUAGUGAAAUAUCUCGAGAAGGUGCUCUUCUACUCUUUACCUUCCCGGAGAUCAUAGCUUUCAGAACAAGCAAGAAGAAUCCUCCUCCGGAGAUUAUUUUCCGGCUGCUUGACAUGUACACCUCCGUCGCAGGAAACUGGCGAGCUAUCGAAGCAAUCUUCUCCUUCGAGUCUACUUCCGUCGUGCGAUCUCAAGCGCUUAAGUCUCUCGUCUCUCUCAGCGAAUCCAUUCGAUCGCUCCUUCUUGAUUUCGAAUCAAGAAUCCAUAAGGACUCGUCGAAAGUGGUGGUUCACGGCGGAGGAGUGCAUCCUCUGACUCUCUCCGUCGUGAGCCACAUCUCUCUCCUCGCCAACUACAGCAACGUCCUCGUCGAUAUCCUCGCCGGAUCUCCACCGCCGGACAGAUCAUUAAUCCCGGAGUCUUACCUGAACGUCUCCGACUCCGACGACUCGCCGACGUCGGAGCUAGCCAUCAGAUUCGCGUGGCUUAUCCUCGUCCUCCUCUGUAAAAUCGACCGUAAAGCGAAUUACUACAAGGACUGCUCCGUGCAGUAUCUCUUCCUCACCAACAACCUCCGUCACGUGGUCUCACGUGCUCGCUCCUCGAACCUAAAGCGGCUCCUCGGCGACGACUGGGUCAAGAGGCACCUCGCUAAGGUUAAGCAGUUCUCCGACAGCUAUAAAAGGCUUGCGUGGGGACCGGUGUUGGCGACCCUACCUGAGAAUCGUGCCGUUGAGAUGUCGGCUGAGGAAGUGAAGGAGCGGUUUGAAAAAUUCAGCGAGGGGUUCGAGAGGGCGUACGGUAAGCAAGGUGCAUGCGUCGUACCGGAUGUAGAGCUAAGGGAGGAGAUUAAGCUGUCGAUUGCGAGAAAGCUGGUGCCAGUUUAUCGAGAGUUUUACAACACGAGAAGGUCUGUUAUCUUGGCGGGAGCUGGUGGCGUGACAGUUGUCCGAUUUACCCCGGAAGAUAUUGAAAACCAUUUGUCUAAUUUGUUCUCGGGGGAGGGUAUUUCUGGGAGUUCAUCUGUCUCUUCUCCUUCGUCUUGUCGGUCACGGCAAUCAACAUCCUAAAGUUUUUUUUUUUUUUUUUGUCUGUGAAAGGCAAACAUUGAAUAGUGUUCAUGGUUGUACUAUUUUUAAUUACCUCAAGAGGAAGGAAUGGUUGUUGACAACGAGACAAAUCUUGUCUGUACUAGGGCUAAUAUCUAAUGAUGUAAUGAUUGAGAUAGUAUUGUAUAAUCUUUUUACACAAAAGUAAUAUACCUUCAUUUUAUAAUUUAA
Brassica napus (rape) is the source of this 3327-nucleotide messenger RNA. Its product is annotated as exocyst complex component EXO70H1. Gene Ontology annotation, molecular function: phosphatidylinositol-4,5-bisphosphate binding. Gene Ontology annotation, biological process: exocytosis. Gene Ontology annotation, cellular component: exocyst. The record is from RefSeq and is a predicted model, not a curated record. Lineage: Eukaryota; Viridiplantae; Streptophyta; Magnoliopsida; Brassicales; Brassicaceae. The coding region runs from base 1258 to 3117 and encodes 619 amino acids. The transcript has a single exon.